Microdochium trichocladiopsis is the source of this 356-nucleotide messenger RNA. RefSeq lists its product as uncharacterized. The transcript has a single exon. Lineage: Eukaryota; Fungi; Ascomycota; Sordariomycetes; Xylariales; Microdochiaceae. The record is from RefSeq and is a predicted model, not a curated record. The coding region runs from base 8 to 256 and encodes 82 amino acids.
CGUCUUCAUGCGCUUCACUAACGGCUGCCACUUCAACCCCAUGUUUCCCAACGACUUCAUGCCGUGGGAGUUCCGCUAUCCUCGGCCCACGGUGCAGAGCACGGCAGAGUUCGUCUUCGCUCCGAAGCCGCAGGCCACAAAGGAGGCCUGGCAGCACCCGUGGCGGGUCGAAUACACGAAGCAAGUGCUCCCGCCAGUGCCGCGGCUCCAUGGCUGUCCUGCUCAUAAGCUGCGCCGGUUUAUGAAGGCUCUGUGAGGAAGGCAAUCGCAGCAGCAGCAGCAGCAGCAGCAGCAGCAUGCAGCAUGCAGCAUGCGUACAGCUCAGGGGAGGGAUCUGCGUAUUAAAUGAUCAUUGG